AUGGGACUUGUUGAGCUUCAGCGCGCGAGCCGCUGCUCAGGCAGCUCUGAUGCCAUCGAAGCUUUGCGACAAGCCCAAGAGCACUUCCUGCGUGCCAUCCGAACCUUUCGCGACCAAAAGGUGGAAAGUAUCUGGAGUGCUGUCUCUUUCUGGGACAUGUACAUCGUGAUGCAAAAGCUGAAAUCGGAUGAGGCUGCAGUUCCAUGGCUGAAAAAGGCCAUUGAAUUGCAGGUCAGAAUGCAGGGAAGCGAGAAUGGUUACACCAAGCUCUAUCAGCAACGUCUGGCAGACAUGCUUGGUGUUCCAUUUUCCGCUGAGCUUGCAGAUCUCUCACCGGAAGAGAAGGAAGAAAUCGAGCGCGCACUGGACCCUCUAAGCCCCGCAUCCGUGGAUCAGGGGAUGUUGCGAAAUUGA
This is a messenger RNA of Symbiodinium natans, 414 nucleotides long. The record is from the annotation of a GenBank genome assembly. Lineage: Eukaryota; Dinophyceae; Suessiales; Symbiodiniaceae.